GUUCUUGUUAAUCCAUCUAAAUUGCUACUACCUCACCUUUUUUAAAAGUUAUGGAAAGACUUAUUUUACUUAAUCUUGAACCCUCCUUAAAGCCUUCUAAUGACCCCAACCAGUUUGCUUAUAAACAUAGUAGGUGUACCUUAGAUGCCGCUGUUGUUCUAUAUCAUAAUAUAGUCUCUAGUUUAGAUAGAGGAGCCAAAUAUGUUCGGUGUGCCUUCCUUGAUUACACAUCUGCAUUUGACUCUGUUCCUAGGUCUCUCUUGCUAAGUAAGCUUGCUGCAACACAGAGUGAGAUCUGGACAAAUAAGUGGUUGCAUUCCUAUUUUUCUGAUAGGAAGCAGUACACCGUCUACAAUGGAAAGUCCUCCACUACCUCACUUACUUUAUCUGGUGUUCCUCAAGGUGCUGUUCUUUCUCCUUUUCUGUUUUCUUUUUUCUUACAUGACUUGCCCCGUUCUGAUGUAGCCACUUUUGUCAAGUAUGCUGAUGACCUCUCUGUCUCCAUGCCUGUCAACUCUCAGUCAGACUGUUCCAAAUUAAAUAACUUUCUCUCGGAAAUUAGUCAGUGGUCCUCUUCAAACGGUCUUAAGCUGAAUCCAUCUAAAUGUCAGGUAGUAAAUUUCACUUUCAGACGAAAACGUGACCUACAACAACUAGCUAGCUCACAUGGUCCCACUAUCAUUGACGGCAUAGAGGUUGAAACUACAUCUAAUGUCAAGUACCUUGGACUGAGUAUUUCCUCCGAUCUUUCCUGGUCCUCUCACAUCUUGCUAGUUACUAGAAAGAUGUUUAAAUGUCCAAGAGACUGGAGAGAUGCCAUCAUUAGUCCGGUCUUCAAAACCGGAUCUAGGAACUUAGUUCAGAACUAUCGUCCUGUUAGUUUGCCCAGUAUUGUUGUUGAACUACUAGAAAGAAUAAUUCGU
Molecule: messenger RNA, 923 nt
Organism: Trichobilharzia szidati
Lineage: Eukaryota; Metazoa; Platyhelminthes; Trematoda; Strigeidida; Schistosomatidae
Source: the annotation of a GenBank genome assembly